AUGAAGAAGCGAAGCAGUGGAAUCAAUGAGGCCAGUCUCGUGCCCUACCACUCCUCGUUGGAACCAGCCGUUCCUUACUGGCCGCUUCCACCAGGAAACGAGGCAAGCUCCAAACUUGCUGAUUUGAAGCUGUUUCCUUCAGAUUCGUUUAGAAGUUCUGGAGUAGAGUUGGCAAUCUGCUGCUAUGACACACAGGAACUAAUUUUCCUUGAUGAUCUCUUGUCUGCGUUGGUUGGAGUUGAAGGGAGGUAUAUUUCAAUUAAAAGAUUCCCUGGGAAGGACGAUAGUAUAGCUCUCCAAGUUGAUCCAUCAAUGGAUUUGGCAUUACAGGCAAGUGGUACUCAACACAGUUCAUCGUCGUUCUUAUCCCUUGGGAAAUAUCCAUAUGUGCUUACUUCCCAAGAAAAAUCAAGAGAAGUACUGCCCUAUAUCAUGUUGUAUUUAUAUAUGUGCUUACUUCCCUAGAAACCCAUUGAUAUAUGAUGUCAAGAUGAAUGCCCCAACUUGUUGUUUCUUGGUGUUCAAUAAAACCAAA
Molecule: messenger RNA, 535 nt
Organism: Brassica oleracea var. oleracea
Lineage: Eukaryota; Viridiplantae; Streptophyta; Magnoliopsida; Brassicales; Brassicaceae
Product: gamma-tubulin complex component 2-like
Exons: 4
Coding region: 1-465 (154 amino acids)
Source: RefSeq, a predicted model, not a curated record